UGACUUGGUACCUCGCAUAUCCACUCCGACGGUUCAACAAUCUAUAUCAACUUCCUCAUUCUCACCUCCAUUCCCCCAGUCUCUAGAGUCGUUUGCCACCAUUCCGUGAGUUUCAUCUUGACUAGUUCCUUUUUCUUCCCUCCACUGCAUCUCGGUCACUUGCAUGCGAGGCUUUUUCUCUUCCAACAUCUAUUCUUACCCUCCUCGCCAUCAACCAAUCUUAUCGCUGUUAGCUGUGAGGACUCCAACAAUAACAUUAUCACAGCCUACCUCCCCCACACAUUGUCCAGCGUACCUGCCUCAUGCUUAGAGGUGCUUAUUCAAACUCUGAAGCUAUAUCUUGCUCUCUGUCGCCAGUCCAUCUAUCCACGUUCAUCCGCACCUCAAACACAUCUUCCGCAGCAACUGCUUAUCAACCACGACAUUCUGCCUCCAAAAAAUCAUUGUCCUCCAAAGCCAGUAAACAAACCACCGUGACCAUGCGUCGGAGCAAUGCAGCCUCAGAGAUUCCUCUUCCUAUCACUUACACACCUACCACUCAUCGUAUCAGCAAAGCCAAGAAGGGCAAGCGUGUACAUGCUUGCGAAUUCCCAGGAUGCAACAAGGUGUUUACCAGAGCAGAGCAUAGAAGACGGCAUGAAUUGAACCACAAGCCUGAAGCUUUAUACCGCUGCCCUCAUCAGAACUGCAAAAAGGAGUUUCAUCGUUCAGACUUAUUAACCCGGCACUUGGCAAGACAUGAGCUUGAGGCACAGAUGGAGAGCUCAUCACAAUGGGACCGAGAUACACAAAUUCCCACUAUUUCAGAAACCACUCGAGUGUCCAAGUGCAUGCCGAUAGAUCCAGCCAUAAACACAUACCUCGCUACCACACAGUCACCAAGCACAAUGUCCGUCGGAGCCCUGGUGGGCUCGUCCAUGCACCCGAGCCUCACGAGCAACUGCAGUCUCUUGUGGAACUCGAUGGACAUGCACUCAGCUUCUCAGGUACCCAUGUAUGGCAAUCACCAGAUCUUCGAGUCCGUUGAGGACACUCGUUUCUACGCAACCCCGGAAACAUGCCCGUCGCCCGCCUCGGAUGGCACCUCGCUCUCUCUCCCGCCUCAUAGCCGUUCCUCACUCUCAUCUACCCCAGCUACAAUGGUCGAUUCGUAUCCAAGUAGCAUCAUCGACUCUGAUCUGACGUCCUCGCCGGUUCCUAUGCACUCCACGUUACGUGGUUGGGAUCCUGCCGAGGCCAAUCUCUCCUCAAUGGUUCCCAUGUCGUUGAAUGGAAGCCUGCUCUCUCCACCUAUUACUUGCCAUUAUCCUUCCCCUACAUGGCCAUCCUCACACCAUGUCGCCUAUGAUGACCUCCAUCAUCCCCAAACAGUAGCCUUUCAAUCUGUACCAUGGAAGUCCUGGACGCUGUAACCGGUAUACCCUCGCAAUCAAUCCCGCCAUCCCUCACCAUCUAUAUCACCAAAAGGCUGGUUGCAAGGAUUUCCAGCUCCUAUUAUAUCCUCCACGACCACACUCCAUGGCAAUGUCAUCAAACAUGCCUCAAUCCUAUCCUCACCUACAUCCUCUGAUAAAAAAAACCUCAUGGCCAGGCGCAUUCUUGUAUAGCUCACCACAAUCAUAUAUCCAGGCUUCAGGUCCUCAUCCCGUUGGUUUAUGCGAUGUCUUUUUUUUUUAUUUCCCUUAUGUCCUUCUUUAUGUUGCUUAACGAGCAUAUACCCACGAUUCGCUUUACAGAACUGCAACAAUACGAUCGUUUCCAAGUAUUGUACAAUUACAUUACAGCUUCCCUUCGCUUGCACGUGUCUCUGGACAGAAACGCCCUUAUGAUAGAUCUUGUUUGGAUUGAUUUAUCCAUUUGCAAUGGUGGAUUUGGUUCCAUGCUUCAUUGGCAG
Molecule: messenger RNA, 1894 nt
Organism: Aspergillus novofumigatus IBT 16806
Lineage: Eukaryota; Fungi; Ascomycota; Eurotiomycetes; Eurotiales; Aspergillaceae
Product: putative C2H2 finger domain protein
Exons: 5
Coding region: 303-1412 (369 amino acids)
Biological process (GO): regulation of transcription by RNA polymerase II
Cellular component (GO): chromatin
Molecular function (GO): DNA-binding transcription factor activity, RNA polymerase II-specific; RNA polymerase II cis-regulatory region sequence-specific DNA binding
Source: RefSeq, a predicted model, not a curated record